CUUCGUUGACUUAAUAUAAAUAGCAACGUUGCCGCCGGAUUUCGUCAGUUUAAAACUAGCAAUCGUAUUUGAAUUAUACCAAAAGUGUUUUGAAAAUGUCUUUCGUACCUUUAUUGUUGCGAGAAUUCUCGAGACCGAUGAGAAUGAUGGAACAACAAUUAAAAUUAAUGGACGAUCUAUUUCGACCAGCGAUCGGUUCGUAUAUCAACCAUCCCCGAUUGAUGGAGCAUUCCGAACAAGACACCGCCUUCGAGGAUAAAGAAAAAUUUCAAAUUCAAUUGAAUUUGCAAGAUUUCAAACCGGAACAAAUAACGAUUAAAACGAUGAACAAUAAUACGAUUCAAAUCGAGGCUAAACACGAGGAAAAACAGGACGAAAACGGAUUCAUUUUGAAGCAUAUUGUUAGAAGAUUCGCCGUACCGAAGGGACACGAUCUCCAGAAGGCUUCUUCGGCUUUGACUUCGGAUGGAUUGCUCGUGAUAACUACACCAAAGAUACCGAAGGAAGAGAAAACUAUACCGAUCACUCACGAACAAACAGAUACGAAUUAAACCCAAAAAAAUUGUAGGUGUUUAUAGAUUUUAGUUUGAAUAAACGUCCAUUUUAUAAUUUUUAGGCGUGUUUGUAUUGUUUAUCUUUUGUAUUAUAUGAUAAAAUAAAAAAAAUCGAGCUA
Messenger RNA from Diorhabda sublineata, 673 nucleotides. RefSeq names its product heat shock protein 23-like. Gene Ontology annotation, molecular function: protein folding chaperone. The coding region runs from base 96 to 551 and encodes 151 amino acids. Gene Ontology annotation, biological process: protein refolding; response to heat. The transcript has a single exon. The record is from RefSeq and is a predicted model, not a curated record. NCBI's taxonomy places the organism in Eukaryota, Metazoa, Arthropoda, Insecta, Coleoptera, Chrysomelidae.